Molecule: messenger RNA, 813 nt
Organism: Fusarium pseudograminearum CS3096
Lineage: Eukaryota; Fungi; Ascomycota; Sordariomycetes; Hypocreales; Nectriaceae
Exons: 3
Coding region: 1-813 (270 amino acids)
Biological process (GO): small GTPase-mediated signal transduction
Molecular function (GO): GTP binding; GTPase activity
Source: RefSeq, a predicted model, not a curated record
AUGGCAUCAUCUCAAUCGCACCGUACCUCUUACUUUGAACCCAACGAGCAGUUUCGACGUCAAGAGCGCACUCGUUCCAGUGAAGGCACCGUCAGCACCACUAUGAGCUCGUCGACGGGCCGCGAGUCGGCAGCGACCCACGUCACCGACGCGCCCACCUUUUCCAAGAAGAUUGUUGUUGUCGGCGACGGUGGUUGCGGCAAGACCUGCUUGCUCAUUAGCUACAGCCAGGGUUAUUUCCCAGAGAAAUAUGUACCAACCGUCUUUGAGAACUACAUCACCUAUCCCAUCCACUCUGCUACUGGUAAGACUGUGGAGCUUGCAUUGUGGGAUACCGCUGGCCAAGAGGAAUAUGACCGUCUCCGACCGCUCUCAUACCCCGAGACCGACCUAAUCUUUGUAUGCUUCGCUAUUGAUUGCCCGAACUCUCUCGACAAUGUGCUUGAUAAGUGGUACCCUGAGGUUCUACACUUCUGCCCAUACACUCCUCUGGUCCUCGUCGGCCUCAAGUCAGAUCUCCGCCACAAGAAGGCAUGUAUUGAUAUGCUCAAGACACAAGGUCUCACACCAGUUACUACCGAGCAGGGCAUGGGACUGGCCAAGAAGAUGAACGCUCAGUACAUGGAAUGCAGUAGUAAGGAGAUGCGAGGCGUCGACGAGAUCUUUGAGCAGGCUAUCAACACCGUCGUUGCCAACGAUCGGAAAACAAUCGAGGCAGCAGCAGCUACGGGUUCUUCCAAGGAGAGCAAGUCAUCAUCAACACCCGGGGUGGGGCAAAUUAAGAGGAAGAAGAGAAGGUGUCCAAUCCUCUAA